Molecule: messenger RNA, 3381 nt
Organism: Tribolium madens (black flour beetle)
Lineage: Eukaryota; Metazoa; Arthropoda; Insecta; Coleoptera; Tenebrionidae
Product: peptidylprolyl isomerase domain and WD repeat-containing protein 1
Exons: 2
Coding region: 325-2118 (597 amino acids)
Biological process (GO): protein peptidyl-prolyl isomerization
Molecular function (GO): protein binding; peptidyl-prolyl cis-trans isomerase activity
Source: RefSeq, a predicted model, not a curated record
UUAAAAACUUGCCGGAAAAUGAUAAAAAACGUUUUGCGGAAGCUCCUUUGGGUCAUUAAUCAAAUACAAAUUUCUUUUUUUGUAAUUAAUUGUUUGGGUCUUUUAACCGACUGUUGUGUAGCCUGCGUAGUAUUUAGCCUACUCUUGUGAUUUUUGUGGUUAUGUCACUCCAAGAAAGCCGUUGAAAACCCUCAAAUUAACACUAAUUUGCGUUAAAACUAGUGGAAGUAUUACAGAAAAUAGUGUUUGGAAGCUAUUUCGGGCCACGUCUGCCCUGGGGUAGCGCUAAUUUCGCCAAAACCCCAAAAUUUCAAAUUUGAGGUUAUGUCGGACACCGAGUUUGUGGGGCCUUUGCCCCAACCCAAGAAACGCCGUCGCUUAUCCCACGAAAACCUGUAUUUAGACAACCUGCCAAGUGCCGAGUCUUAUGAAAAAAGCUACAUGCACCGAGACGUAAUAACCCACGUUGUUGUCUCAGCCACCGAUUUCAUAAUAACAGCGAGUUGUGACGGCCACAUAAAAUUCUGGAAGAAAGUCGAGACUGGGAUCGAGUUUGUGAAACACUUCCGGAGCCAUUUGGGCCCCAUUACAAGCAUCGCUUGCAACGUGGAAGGGACGUUAUUUUGCUCAGCCUCGACUGAUAAAUCUUUGAAAAUUUUCGAUGUGGUCAAUUUCGAUAUGAUAAACAUGAUGAAGCUCGAUUAUGGGCCGAAUCAAGUCGAGUGGGUGCACGGGCCGGGUGACCCCGUACACAGUCUCGCAGUCACUGAUAGCGAGUCCCCGAAAAUCUACAUUUAUGACGGGAGGUCUGACAAUAAACCGUUGAAAGUCCUCGAGAAAAUGCACACACAAGCCGUGGUUUUAAUCAAAUAUAACCCCAAAUACGAUGUUGCGGUCUCGGUCGAUAAAACAGGGAUUUUGGAGUAUUGGACCGGACUGAAACAGGACUGUAUUUUCCCCAAAAACGUGAAAUUCGACUCGAAACUCGACACGGAUUUAUUCGAAUUUGCGAAAAAUAAGACAACUGUGACAGGUAUUGCAUUUUCUCCCGAUGGUUCAAGAUUUGCAACUUUGAGUACUGAUCGGAAAGUGCGUGUUUUUAAUUUUGUCUCAGGAAAACUUGUCCGAGUUUUGGAUGAGACUUUGCCACGUUUUACCGAAUUGCAACAAGCGACGCAACAGUUACCUAAUAUGGAAUUUGGGCGUAGAAUGGCCGUUGAACGCGAUUUGGAAAAGUCAGAAGCGGUGGUUUUAGCGAAUAUUGUGUUUGAUUACAGUGGACAUUUUAUAAUGUAUGCUACACUUCUAGGGAUUAAGUUGGUAAACUUGUAUACCAAUAAGUGUGUGAGGAUUAUUGGGAAAAACGAAAAUUUGAGGUUGUUGAACAUCGCCCUGUAUCAAGGUUCGGCGAAGAAGUCGAAAGCUGCAGUAACCUUCGAAAUCGAAGCCUCAAACAACCCCACCCUCGACGCCAUCCAACCCGACCCCACCCUCAUCUGCACCGCUUACAAAAAAUCACGUUUUUACCUCUUCAGUCGUCGCGAACCGGACGAACUCCAAGGUGACCAAGACCGCGACGUCUUCAACGAAAAGCCCUCAAAAGAGGACACUUUCGCCGCGACGGACAACCCCGCCGUUCAGCGCCUCUACGAGAACGCCAUCAUCCACACCGUCUUCGGCGACAUCCACAUGAAACUCUUCAUGAAAGAAACGCCGAAAACCGUGGAGAAUUUCUGCGUUCAUGCGAAAAACGGCUAUUUCAACGGACAUAUCUUCCACAGGGUGAUCAAAGGGUUUAUGAUACAGACGGGGGACCCCACGGGGAACGGCACCGGGGGUGAGAGUAUCUGGGGGGGCGAGUUCGAGGAUGAGAUUAGGCCGAAUUUGAGGCAUGAUCGACCUUACACAGUGUCGAUGGCCAACGCAGGGCCGAAUACCAAUGGGAGUCAGUUUUUUAUCACUUUGACGCCGACGCCGUGGCUUGAUAACAAACAUACGGUGUUUGGGAGGGUGGUGAAGGGGAUGGAAGUGGUACAAAAUAUCAGUAAUGUUAAAACUAACGCCAAAACUGAUAAGCCCUAUGAUGAUAUCAGGAUUGUGUCGGUUACUGUGAAGUAAUUACCUGAGAAAUUACGCUACGAACAGCACCAACACUCGGUUAUUUUCACAAGUGACUCAUUUUUUGAUAAAACUGUUUGGAGAUUAUUUCGUGAAUUGGGUAUCCUUGAACGGGUUUAUCUCUAAGUAUAUUAUUUUUUAGUUGUAAUUAACGAGUAAAAGGUAAUUAAAGGAAAGUGAUGCGUCAGCUUUAAAUUUAAUUCGAUUAGUUAUUUUUAAAACCAUUAUACAAGGUGAUUUUUUGACGUUUACUUGACAAAUUAGUCAUUUUUCUACGUAGAAUAUCUGCGUGCAAGUUUUUGCAAUAUUAAAAAAAAAUCGACUGACGCUGUAAUAAAUAAAUUUAUUGGCUUUUAAUAUAAAGUCACGGUCAAUCCAUAGUGGCCAUUUAAUUCACUUUUUUUUUUAAUUUGACGAGUUUAUUUUAUAAAUAAAAAUUCUACGGCGUUUGCUGUUUUUAAAAAAUUACUCUGUAUAAUAAUAAGUCCUCGCACAGUUAUCAGUCUUGUCAUGUUGGUAUAAGCCACUAGUUAUUUCGUGUUAUUGGGUUGGUAACGUAGAAUGUCAAUUGUGUGUCAGCCGCAAUUUUAAAUUUAAAAUAAAAAAUUAAAUCUGCUCAUUGAGUACAUUUUGAAAAUGAAAAUAUUGCAUUUUUCCGUGUCAUCAACUUUAUUUCAUGUCUUUUGAAAUAAAAUUUGCACACCCUUUUUUCUAUACCUCAAACCUGAUCUAGGAAAUUUUAGUGUUCUUAAAAGUCUUAGGGUGGUACUGUGGAUGUUUGACAUUGACAAGUUUAAAAAAAAUUGAAUUUAUUUAAAGUAUUUUUUAGGCAACUGUGUAAAUAAGUUUUUACACUUUGCUUAAUUUGUUUACGAAAGUGCCUAAUUUUAAGUUAAAAUGUACUAAAAACAGUCAUUAACAUUAUAUUAUGGUUGUUUUAUGUGUUUUCAUUGUUUCAUUUUUAAUACGCAUAAAAAAAUUUCAUACCAACCCACGCAACAAAAACAUUCCAUUUGUCUCGCCGUUUAAAAUUCAAACAAUAGCUUGCCGUUUUUUAUCAGUAAUUAGUUCUAAUUACCUAUAAUUAUUUCAUUUUUUCCCAUAAUUAAGUUAAUUGACUCAUCUGGUGUAUUUUGUGUUGCCUAUCUUGGGCGAUAUUCUGACAGUUCAAUUCAAUUUGCUAGUGACUCAAAGAAUUAAUUUUGCAUUUUGCUUGUAAUAUAAAUUAACAUAAAAUAAAAAGUCAUUAUUGUAGUUGCUUUA